Molecule: messenger RNA, 246 nt
Organism: Parnassius mnemosyne (clouded apollo)
Lineage: Eukaryota; Metazoa; Arthropoda; Insecta; Lepidoptera; Papilionidae
Source: the annotation of a GenBank genome assembly
AUGGCACUAUACACUAUAUUAUUUGGAAUCAGUAUUUUCAUGAUAGCUUUAGUCAUAACAAUAAUAAAAAAGAUGUUUUUCCAUUGGAAACAUGAGCAUAUAAUCGAAAGGACCACACCAUUUGCUAUUGAACGACCAGCGGUCAGUGUGAUGAUCCACACGUCAAGGUGCCUGUUCCAAUGUCGUCACUACUCUGGUGACGUCACCGUAUAUGAUAUAAUAAGUAAGAACGAAUACGACGAAUGA